AUGGCUUCCAUCAAGACACUCAAGGAGAUUCCUACUCUCACCAGCUUGUACAAGCUCAAACACCUGACACCAGCCGCUUCGACAGUGUCUGGAGCCAGCAGCGCUUACAACGACAGAAUCUGUAUCAUCCGCACCGACAUCACGAAGCUAGAAGUCGACGCCAUCGUCAACGCUGCCAACGAGUCAUUGCUGGGUGGAGGAGGUGUCGACGGCGCCAUUCACCGCGCAGCUGGCAGAGAGCUUUUGCGCGAAUGCGAAACACUUGAUGGUUGCGACACAGGCGACGCCAAGAUCACCAAGGGCUACGAACUGCCAUGCAAGAAGGUCAUCCACACUGUCGGUCCUGUCUACUGGCGAACCAAGAAACAGGGCAGGCACACCAGUCUGUUGCAGUCAUGUUACCGUCGCUCGCUGGACUUGGCUGCAGAGAAUGGCUGCAAGAGCAUCGCGUUCAGUGCGCUGAGCACUGGUGUCUAUGGCUACCCUAGCAACGAGGCAGCUGCCACUGCUAUUGGCGAAGUCAAGAAGUGGCUCGAUACGGAUAGCAAGGCCGACAAGCUUGACCACAUCAUCUUCUGCAACUUCAUGGAGAAGGACCAGGAUGCCUACUACGAGUGGUUGCCGUGA
Messenger RNA from Aureobasidium namibiae CBS 147.97, 627 nucleotides. Its product is annotated as A1pp-domain-containing protein. The transcript has a single exon. NCBI's taxonomy places the organism in Eukaryota, Fungi, Ascomycota, Dothideomycetes, Dothideales, Saccotheciaceae. The record is from RefSeq and is a predicted model, not a curated record. The coding region runs from base 1 to 627 and encodes 208 amino acids.